Molecule: messenger RNA, 4071 nt
Organism: Penicillium robsamsonii
Lineage: Eukaryota; Fungi; Ascomycota; Eurotiomycetes; Eurotiales; Aspergillaceae
Exons: 2
Coding region: 1-4071 (1356 amino acids)
Biological process (GO): telomere maintenance
Cellular component (GO): chromosome, telomeric region
Molecular function (GO): DNA binding
Source: RefSeq, a predicted model, not a curated record
AUGAAUGCGAUCGAAUCUCCCAAACAGUCACCCGCGCCGAAUGCGCUGGCGCAUUUGACCAGGGUUCCGAUAGCUCAGCUUUCUCCCGACCUUGAGCAAUUGGCUGAAUGCUGUUUUCUGGCCGCUGUAGCACUGGUAUGGCCAUACUCAUCUUCGACCAAGUCUGUCAGCCUUCUGUUAGCAGAGCCGGAUUUCCGCCUGAGGGGCGCCAAAGGACAAAUCAAGGUCACAUUUCAUGGAAACCUCGCAGAAAAGGUCGCGGAAUCGCAUGUCGGAAUCGGGGAUACCGUUUGUAUGGCCUUGAAAGACACCAAGUUUGUUAGCAAUGAAAGCACUCAGCAAACCCCAGGAAGGUCUGUCGCGUGGGAUGCGCACUAUGAGAAUGGCGGGUCUCUCGAGAUCUACCGAUCUUCCCAAUCCCCGUUGAUGAUAUCGGUUGAGCCGCAAGUGUCAGCACCGCAUGAACCCGAGCUCGCACCGCCUACAACACCUAGUGGGAAGUUGAUCAAUCCCGAACUCGACUUACCUUCCAGUGCACGCCCCUGGGGAUCACCGGUAUUCCUCAAGUCUACUCGAACCUCAGUCGGAGGAACAAUCCGUUCCGCUUUCGAUCCUUUUGUGGAAGAAGAUGGAUUUGUGCCAGGGAAAGGAAGAAAAAAGCCGAGGUACAGCUUGCACAGGGAAGAUUGGCGUGUUAUCAAUGAACCAGAAAGCCCCCAUGAGCAAGAAGGGCCGGUGGAUUGGGAACAGGUUUUGAAUCAAUCUAUCGACCAAGAGCUCGAGGCAGACUUGGCGAGUGAGCCUUCAGAGGAACCAGUGACGGAUGCUGCCCAAGCUCCAGCAUACACAGAGGAUGCACCACAAGAGCCGCUUCAACUAUUUGCAAAGCCUUCCCUUGAAUUUACCGGGAGCAUCCUUGAAAGACGUGCCGGCGAGUCAAAUAUUUUGUCCCAUGAACAAGUUGAUAAUCAUGGGACACCUCUUCAUCUGCCAACGGAUACACCGCAGAUUCGACCCAUCCCUUCUCCUGGGCUUCCGGUACCUUCGCCACUCAUAUCUAAUCAUUCUGGCUCCGCAGGCUAUUUCCUGCCAUGGACCGCACCCACGCAGCCUGAAGACAUUGAAUCUGUUCCUGCGGAAGCGGAGAUCACAGCAACGCUCGCAGAAUCGUCCAGCGAGACCCAUGAUACCGAUGCCAUCGAUCCCAUUCUAACAGAGACAGCUGAGCCAGUUGAUCCAGAUAUUGAACUCAUCCAGCAAGAACAUGUCCUGGAUGCCGGUUUCGUCUUCCGCGAUGAUUCAACAUCAGUUCCAGGCUCAGAAGGUUUCCCAGAAGAACGGGAAGUUGAGAUAAUCGACCUCCCCAGUGUCAACGAUGAAUCAGCCGCUCAAGCUGAUUCUAAUACCGAAAAUCCCGCCGACGAAGCUCAAACAGAUGAUAAAGAUGAUGAACGUCUGAUUGAUGUCGGUUACCUAUGGCGCGAUGAUUCAGCAUCGUCUUCGCGCUCGGAUGAGGACUCGGAAGAUGAAUCACUCGAAUCCUCACAAGCAAUCGAUAGAUCAGAUAAUCCUCAAGCUGAUCCUGGCAUCGAAACUGCUAACGAGAAUGUGGGAUCUCCUCAACAUCCCGGUGGAUCUCAUGAUGAGGAAAGUUCUGAGCCAGCGACUCAGUCGGUGAAUUAUCCCCAACCUGCCUCCGCCGUUGAUCAGGAUGCGAUCGAUGCCCUCGGAAGAAUGAUAGCCAUUCGAGAGGAGGAACUUGAAAGGAAGAGAGAUACGGACGAGGAAAAACAACGCGAAGAUCAUCUCGAUGGAUCAUCUCUGGAUAAAGGGGAUUUCGAUCGAUCACCUGGUCAAGAAUACACUGAAGAAAAGGAUGAAGUAUUUUAUGCGGAGUCAGUGGAAAAUUACGAUUCACAAAAUGAAUAUGAAGAGGACGAGGAUGACGAUGUCCAUUUUGAGGCUCAUUUGGAAUCACAAUUGGACGAAGAUGACUCCAGCGAUGAAUCCAGCGAUGAAAAUUCUGAGCAAGGACAACAGCAUCUGCCUGCGCAGACGGGAAAGCAUGAAUUAAUCGUGUUGGACAGUGACAGUGAUGAUGAACCUGCCUCCAAUCAUCCUGAAGCCUCAGCUUCCCAGUCAGCAGAUCGCUCAUACCGCUCUGAAUCUGGGCAUCUGGCUGUACCCCCAGCUACAGCCAAGCUUGCAACGGGUGUACAAGAAUAUCCAGAGCCAUGGUAUGUCGAUGGAGAGGGUGGCUAUCAUGGAGCCGUGGAAGAAUAUUCCGAUGUUGAUGAGGGCGAGGAGAGCGAAGCAAGUGAAGAGCGCGAAUACAAUCAACAAGAUGACCAAGUUCACGAGAGUGACAUGGAUGAUGACGAGUCAACCCAAGGCCAAUAUGAAACGGACUAUCCAUCUGAAAUGGCGUCACCCGACCCUGAUGAGGACGAGGAUAAAGAAAUGGAAGAUGCGGAGCCCAUCGGAGAAGCUGACAACGACGAAUAUUAUGCUGCGACCAGAGUCGACGCACAGGUAGAAGUGGUCGUUGAUCAGGACCCUGAUGAGGAGCAAUUGAGCAAUGUUGAUCCGAAUUUGCUUCCUGAAUCUCACCAUCAAGGUCCCUCCUCGGAAAUGGCAUCACCCAACCCUGAGCAGGACAAAGACAAAGAAAUGGAAGAUGCGGACCUCAUCGAAGAAGCUGACAACGACGAAUCUGAUGCCGCGGCCAAACUUGACGCACGGAUAGAAGUGGCAGUUGAUUGGGACGCUGACGAGGAGGAACCAAGCCCUGUCGAUCCAAAUUUGUUUGAUAUGUCUGAAUCUCAUCAUCGGGGCCCAUCCUUGGAAAUGGAAAGCCAUGCUGAGCAGACUAUCAGUGGGAUUCCUUUAUCUCCCGGAAAUGUUAUGGCCGAUUCUCUGUCGACACAUGAACCGACCAUCGGAGGACCUGAGCCUCUUGGCGGUCGAGUUUCGCCGUCAGUUAUUCCUCCAUUUGAGCGACAGCUCCUAACCCCAGACCCCACGCAGGAAAAUGCAUCUGCACGUGAACUGGGUUAUGAUAUUCAACCUGAAAUUCCAUUCACGAUCGAAGAAAAUGAACCUCCUACUAGUCUGGAUGGAAUGUCACAGCCUGCGGGCUCCCCGGAGUCUGAACAAAAUGACGAUAUCAGUGCAGAACCCAUGAAAGAUACCCAACAAGAGAUGCACGUUGACGAACAUGACGAUGUCUUGGCUCCUUCGGAACUCGCCGAAGCUGCGGAACCUCCAGCAACGCCCGAACCCGGCCGCUCUGUGGAGGUUGUUAUCAGCACCGAAUCUCCAAGAACACCGGCAGUUCCCGUUGCACAGCCUGCAUUUCCCGACCGUAAUGCCUGUGGACUACGUAGCAAGCUUUCCUACUUUGCCCCGCUUGCUACACUCAUCGAUCAUUACGAUACUUUGGUCGAUACCAUCUCAAUCGUGCACGAGGCUUCGCUAAUAACCCGAACCAAAUCCGGUUCGAAAGACUGGUUCGUGACUAUUCAACUUACUGAUCCCUCCAUGGCUGGCACGACUCUUCAUGCUCAGAUUUUCCGGCGAUACAAGGCCUCAAUGCCGUCAUUGGUUGAAGGUACCGCCAUACUCUUACGUGACUUCAAGGUCCGGAGCCUCGAUCACACCAUGAUGCUUGUCAGCGUGGAUUCCAGCGCAUGGGCCGUAUUCGACGGAUCUGGUCCCGAUGCCGAGACGAACGGGCCCCCUGUAGAAUAUGGCUCGCAGGAACGUGCCUACGCGUCUGGCUUACGUCGGUGGUAUGAGGAAGUUGGCUCGGAUAGGGUCGCAGACCGUAUGCUCCAGGAAGCUAUCGCAAGAGACAGUCAGGAGCGCGAUGUGACACCAAGCAGCCAAGUGCCAAGCGAAUCAGGGAGCCCAGAUUCCAGACGAGGCUCCCAGCGUAAGCGCAAAAGCAAUCGCCGAGUCACUAUCCAUGAGCUGCGGGAUGGUACUCGUUAUACCGAGGUCGGGUCCCCAAACAGUCGAAACAGCAGUGUUCACGAGUUACGCGACGGAACGUUGUAUGCCAAUAUUUGA